Messenger RNA from Lagenorhynchus albirostris (white-beaked dolphin), 3982 nucleotides. RefSeq names its product leucyl and cystinyl aminopeptidase (gene LNPEP). Gene Ontology annotation, cellular component: cytoplasm. NCBI's taxonomy places the organism in Eukaryota, Metazoa, Chordata, Mammalia, Artiodactyla, Delphinidae. Gene Ontology annotation, biological process: peptide catabolic process; proteolysis. Gene Ontology annotation, molecular function: metalloaminopeptidase activity; peptide binding; zinc ion binding. The transcript has 18 exons. The coding region runs from base 57 to 3134 and encodes 1025 amino acids. The record is from RefSeq and is a predicted model, not a curated record.
CUCUUGGAGUAGGAAGCUUGGGCUCUCCGGCUGAAAGGAGCCGCGGCGGGGGGAAAAUGGAUCCCUUCACGGAUGAUCGGCUUCAGCUCCCCAGGAAUAUGAUUGAAAACAGCAUGUUUGAGGAAGAACCAGAUGUGGUGGAUUUAGCCAAAGAACCUUGUUUACAUCCUCUAGAGCCUGAUGAGGUGGAAUAUGAGCCCCGGGGUUCACGACUGCUGGUGCGGGGUCUUGGUGAGCAUGAGAUGGAUGAGGACGAAGAGGAUUAUGAGUCGUCCGCAAAGCUGCUGGGCAUGUCCUUCAUGAACAGGAGCUCGGGCCUUCGAAACAGUGCAGCCGGCUACAGGCAGAGCUCAGAUGGGACUUGUUCAGUACCGUCUGCGAGGACCAUGGUGGUUUGUGCUUUUGUCAUUGUGGUUGCUGUUUCUGUAAUCAUGGUGAUUUAUCUACUGCCCAGAUGUACCUUUACUAAAGAAGGCUGCCACAAAAAAAACCAAUCAAUGGGAUUAAUUCAGCCAAUUGCAACUAAUGGGAAGUUGUUUCCAUGGGCACAAAUCAGGCUUCCCACUGCCAUUAUGCCAGUACGCUAUGAACUUAACCUACACCCAAACCUAACCUCGAUGACAUUCAGGGGCUCUGUGACGAUUUCACUUCAGGCUCUUCAGGCCACAUGGAACAUAGUUCUUCACAGCACAGGCCAUAAUAUUUCAAGAGUGACCUUUAUGUCAGCAGUUUCAAGCCAAGAAAAACAAGUCGAUGUCCUGGAAUAUCCAUUUCAUGAACAAAUCGCCAUUGUUGCCCCCGAGGCCCUUCUUGAAGGGCACAAUUAUACCUUGAAGAUAGAGUAUUCGGCAAAUAUAUCUAGUUCUUACUAUGGGUUUUAUGGCAUCUCCUACACAGAUGAAAGUAAUGAGAAAAAGUACUUUGCAGCAACUCAGUUUGAACCCUUGGCAGCAAGAUCUGCUUUUCCUUGUUUUGAUGAACCAGCAUUUAAAGCCACAUUUAUCAUCAGGAUCAUAAGAGAUGAGCAAUACACUGCUUUAUCAAAUAUGCCUAAGAAGUCAUCAGUCAUUAUGGAAGAUGGACUUGUUCAGGAUGAGUUUUCUGAGAGUGUGAAGAUGAGCACUUACCUGGUUGCUUUCGUUGUGGGGGAGUUGAAGAAUCUGAGUCAGGACAUAAAUGGAACCCUGGUUUCUAUAUAUGCUGUCCCAGAAAAGAUUGGUCAAGUUCACCAUGCCUUGGAAACAACUGUGAAGCUUCUUGAGUUUUAUCAAAACUACUUUGAAAUUCAAUACCCACUAAAGAAACUGGAUUUGGUGGCUAUUCCUGACUUUGAAGCAGGAGCAAUGGAAAAUUGGGGUUUGCUCACCUUCCGAGAAGAGACACUUCUGUAUGAUAAUAAUACUUCUUCAGUGGUGGAUAAAAAGCUGGUUACUAAAAUCAUCGCUCAUGAGCUGGCCCAUCAGUGGUUUGGUAAUCUGGUAACAAUGCAGUGGUGGAACGAUGUAUGGCUAAAUGAAGGUUUUGCUACUUUCAUGGAGUAUUUCUCUUUGGAAAAAAUAUUCGGAGAGCUCUCCAGUUAUGAAGAUUUCUUAGAUGCUCGAUUUAAAACCCUGAAGAAAGAUUCCUUGAAUUCAUCUCAUCCAAUAUCAUCAUUAUCUGUUCAGUCUUCAGAACAGAUUGAAGAAAUGUUUGAUUCUCUUUCCUAUUUUAAGGGAGCUUCUCUGUUGUUGAUGCUGAAAACUUACCUUAGUGAAGAUGUAUUUCAACAUGCUAUUGUUCUUUACCUACAUAAUCAUAGCUAUGCAUCCAUUCACAGUGAUGAUCUGUGGGAUAGUUUUAAUGAGGUCUCAAACAAAACACUAGACGUAAGGAAAAUGAUGAAAACCUGGACCCUGCAGAAAGGAUUUCCUUUAGUGACUGUUCAAAGAAAAGGAAAGGAACUUCUGGUGCAACAAGAAAGAUUUUCUUUAAAUAUGAAGCCUGAAAUUCAGCCUUCAGAUGCAAGCUCUCUGUGGCAUAUUCCACUAUCCUAUGUCACUGAUGAAGGAAAUUAUUCAAAGUAUCGAUCAGUAUCAUUACUGGACAAGAAAUCAGUUGUCAUCAAUCUCACAGAAGAAGUGAAGUGGAUCAAGGUCAAUACGGACAUGACUGGCUAUUAUAUUGUACAUUAUGCAGACAACAACUGGGAAGCACUGAUCAAACAGUUGAAAAUAAAUCCUUUUGUCCUGAGUGACAAAGAUCGAGCCAGCCUCAUCAACAACAUCUUUGAACUUGCAGGCCUAGGCAAGGUGCCUCUUCAGAGAGCUUUUGAUUUGAUUGAUUAUCUUAGAAAUGAGACCUAUACUGCACCCAUCACUGAAGCCCUGUUCCAGACAGAACUCAUCUAUAACCUUGAAGAACUGGGGCACAUGGAUCUGGCCUCAAAACUGGUGACCAAGGUAUUUAAAUUGCUUCAAAGGCAAAUCCAACAGCAGACGUGGACUGAUGAGGGCAGCCCAUCUGUUCGGGAACUGCGAUCAGCCUUGCUAGACUUUGCUUGCACCCACAGCCUGGAGAACUGCAGCACUGCCGCCAUGAAGCUGUUUAACGACUGGGUGGCAUCCAAUGGAACUCAGAGCCUACCCACUGAUGUCAUGACGACUGUGUUCAAGGUUGGAGCGAAAACUGAGAGAGGCUGGUCAUUCCUCUUAAGCAAAUAUGCCUCUGUAGGCUCCGAAGCAGAGAAGAAUAAAAUACUUGAAGCUCUUGCCAGCUCAGAGGAUGUACGGAAACUUUACUGGUUAAUGAAAAGUAGCCUCGAUGGAGAUGCCAUCCGAACACAAAAGCUGUCGUUUAUCAUUAGAACAGUGGGCCGGCAUUUUCCUGGACACUUACUGGCGUGGGAUUUUGUCAAAGAGAACUGGAGUAAGCUUGUACAGAAGUUCCAUCUGGGGUCCUAUACCAUACAAAGUAUUGUUGCUGGAUCAACUCACCUGUUUUCAACAAAGGCACAUUUAUCUGAGGUCCAGGCAUUCUUUGAAAAUCAGUCAGAGGCAACCUUUCGACUUCGUUGUGUCCAGGAGGCUUUGGAAGUCAUUCAGCUGAACAUCCAGUGGGUAGAAAAGAACCUUAAAACGCUGACGUUUUACCUGUAGCAUGCAUACCUGCACCUCAUUCGGUCACCCAUUCAGACAGCUUGUUAACUUGGGCUCUGCUGCUUUUGCAAAAGCCAAGGUGAAACCAGGAUCGCUGCUGAGUUGUUUGCACUCUUAGGAGUUAUAGUUUGCUCAGGGCCCAUCUGUAUUUUUCAUCUGUCUUUUCUAAAAUGUCUUUGGGCAGUGUGUAGUUAUUUAUUACCAAAUUAUAUUCACCUACAUGCCAACCAUCUACAAAAACAAUGGGUAAUUUUCUACUUUGAAGAUAUUCAAAUGGAGAAAAAAUAUCUGUUUUGGAAUUCUGUUCUAUCUCUCAGUAUCUGGAAAGUGCUGACACCGUGAAAUAAGGAAAGAGCUACCAUAGGAGCCACCAUCUUUGCAGGCUGCUGGUUUAUUAGCCACUUGUUGCUUCUUGUUGAGAGAUGUUAUUUGAAUGUGGUUCAAAGUUAGCUUCAAAAAGUAUGGUAAUGAAGUCGACGAAGCAUGCAACUAUACAGAACUGACCUCAAGUGUGCAGAUCUACUUUGACUGGCGGUUUUGAAUAAUCCUUUAUUUUCUGGAAGAAGUUUAUAACUAUUAUAUUUUUUUUCUGAAGAAUAGCCAGGUGCUACAGAAUUUUUAAUUUUUUGCUGUAUUGUAAAGCUAAAUAACAAGGCCAAAAGAUUAAAUUUUCCAAAUAUUUAACACUUCCUUUUUCAUCUUUCAGGAAAAUAUUUCAAACCGAGUUAACGUUAAUUACAAUUAUUUUACUUAUGAAUUCCAGUAUUCUCCAAACCUCUGUAUACCUUUAUCACUCCCUGCCAUAGAUACACCUUAUGUUAUAAAUAAGUAUUUCUACAUUUAUGGCA